Molecule: messenger RNA, 1873 nt
Organism: Anoplopoma fimbria (sablefish)
Lineage: Eukaryota; Metazoa; Chordata; Actinopteri; Perciformes; Anoplopomatidae
Product: actin nucleation-promoting factor WASL-like
Exons: 4
Coding region: 132-497 (121 amino acids)
Source: RefSeq, a predicted model, not a curated record
CGCGGGGGGAACACAUGUCAUGUUCAACUCAGCCUGACUGGCAAACUUAUUGGACUGUAGUUUGCUGUUUUCUGCGGACCGCUUUGUGCUGGUUUGUUAUUUCUCCAAUAAGAGAGACGUAAGGACUGAAUAUGGAAAGGCCUCCACCUCCACCUCCACCUCCUAAAUCCUGUGUAAAACAGCCUCGUAGUAUAAGUCCUCCGCCGCCAGCUCAGCAUGCUGCAAUACCGUAUUCUCCUGGUGUCACCUUACCGGUCCAAGAGACAAGUCCUCCACCACAGACUGAACAUGAUGCACAGGAUGCACCAGCUGCACCACAGCCCCAAGUUCAAAAUGGACCCCCGUCUCCACCUCCUUCAGAGGGACAAGAAGACCGUCUGUCUGAUGGUAAAGAGGAUAAAUCUCCACAGCAGGAAACUGCCCCUGAACAGCAGAUGACCGAGCAGCAAAAAGAUGAAGAAGCCAAUCAGACGGACCAGGCCGGGGAGGACCAUUGACCUGAAGCUACAUUUGCCAGUACUUGAGAAUGUGUACUGUUACAUGGGUGUACUGUUACAAUGUACACUUGAGUGAGCUCAUCGCUUUAUGUUCAGGCCAAAUAAGUUAGAAUAUGUUACUUCAGCUGAAUUUAGAAUUUAGUGCUUUGCUUUUGUCAUGCAAAUUCCAGUCAUAUACCUUAUUGUGCCUUUGAGAAACUCUAAAGCCUAAAAAUAGACAUUUUUUAGUGACAUAACCAAACACAUCUAAAAUGAGCUUAAUGCAAAGAACUCCCCACACUAUAAACUUUAAGGACCUGGUAAAAGCAUUUUGAGUGGAUAUUGUUGCCCUUAUUUAUUACCUAAAGGCAAACGUCACUGGUCAGAUUCCUGUUAAUACGGAGUGCUACUCAGACUGAAAACAGUUCUAUAAACUCCUUCUGCCGUCAGAGACCUUUUACAGCCUGAGUAACAAACUGGGGACAAAAAUACGUCUGUAACUCAGCGUAUCAUUGUUUUCCUGAGGUGAGGUGCACACCUGAACAGCCCUUAUUUUAUCCAUCAGGUCCUAUAAGUAAGCAUAUACUGGCCAAAAUCCAGGGUUAUUUUCCAUCCUUUGUUAACAUUAAUGAGCCCCAAGAACGAGGCUGGAUCCCGUUUGUUGCACCUUUUUUAUGGGAAUUGUAGGCUCAAGCGUUGUUGGAGCUUGAGCCAUACCUGGGACCUAAAGUCAGGAUUUACAUCGACAUGUGGGCCUCCAAUUUUAAACUCUUUAUCUUAAUCUGUUGCCUCAGAGUUCCCCACUUGUAUGGAAUUAUGUGCAAUACUUAACUGUGGGAAUUCCGUUUUAUUCACAGUAUAUUCUCAAACCGUAGGAAUAUUUAUAGCGAUGAACAGUGUAAUUACAUUGCUUUUUAUUUUAUUUAUUUUUAUUAUUUAAUUGUGUUGUUUAUUUAAAUGCACAUUUGGUGCAAAUUUUGUUUCUGUCACUUUCCAAACUGUUUCAUGAUUAAUACUAAAUCCUGCUUUGAUCUCUCACAAAUUCGUCGAUCUAGGAAAGCUUGAAAAUACUUGUUAAUGUUUUAUAAUCCCUAUAUGAAAGAUAUAACACAGUCUACUGCUAUGAUUUCUUAGCUAAAUGCUAAUGUCUGCAUGCUAACAUGCUUAUAGUGACAAUAAUUACACUGUGAAGUAUAAUGUUCACCAUCUCAGUUUAGUGUGCUUUAGUGAACAUCUGCAUAUUAUCAAUCAACAAUUCUACAUGAUGUAAUAGUUUAUAAUAAUGCUGCACUGUUAAAUAAAGUUUAGUGGUAUUUCCUUAUUGUUCCAUUAUGCAGCUAAAAGAGUAGUUUCCUUAUUUGGUCUACAGAAAUAAAGACAUGGCACAACAAGAUGGU